AGGAAGUAGGUAUUCAGAAUAAAGCACUGAUCCUCACUUGGGAAGCUUUAUUUCAGUCAGUCUCUCUCUAUAAGUUCUGUGCACUUUGAUAAUUUGGUCAUUUAAAAAAUAUUUAAAAGUAAUCAGAAUGGAAAUGAGAAGCAAUUUAUAUGCCAAUUCAGAAGUUGCUGCAGGCAACAGGUCUUAUUCGGAAGCCAGUGAGUACUCAUAUGAAGACGUUUAUGUCAAUGAGGACAACAUGGAUGCUCACAAGACCAGAAGUACCGAGAAACCUGCAAAAAUAGCUUCAGGAACCAAUACUGCAGGGAGCACAUGCCACAGACUGACUGCAGUGUGUCUGGGGCUGCUCUGUGUUCUCCUGCUGGCUGCCAUCACAGUGCUGUGGGUAAAGUUCACUGCAGAGAGAAACCAGUUACAGACCAGAUUGAACAAUGUUACAAACCAAAAUGAGCAGUUAAAGGAUAACUGCUGUCAGAACAAGCUGGCUGCUAUAGAUUUAUAUGGCCAACAGGGAUGGUUUUACUUCAGAUCCAAAUUGUAUUACAUAUCUCUUGAGAUGAAAACAUGGAGUGAGGGUAGACAGGACUGCAACAACAGAGGAGCAGACCUGGUGAUCAUAAACAGCAGAGAGGAACAGGAAUUCACGGUUAAAAUGGUGGGCAACAGUAAAGCUUGGAUUGGUCUGACUGACACAGAAAAGGAAGGAGAAUGGAAAUGGGUGGAUGGCACAGAAUUCACUACCGAGUACUGGAAAGAGAAUGAACCAAACGACAUAGAUAACAAUGAGGACUGUGUUGAGCAAACCAACAAGAAGGGAUGGAAUGACAAUGCAUGUUCUGAAAAACAAAUGUGGAUCUGUGAGAAAAGUGCUUUUUAGUGUUGUUGCUAAAGCACACUAGUCAUAAAUAUGUUAUAGAAUAAGCCCAAUGUACCAUAAUAGGUACAUUUUAAAUAGGUGGAUUAGGCAAAAUCAAGACACAAGUGCAAACUAUGAAGGAUGGGGAGACAGGGAGGAGAUUAAAACAAAAU
This is a messenger RNA of Electrophorus electricus (electric eel), 1029 nucleotides long. RefSeq lists its product as uncharacterized. Lineage: Eukaryota; Metazoa; Chordata; Actinopteri; Gymnotiformes; Gymnotidae. The record is from RefSeq and is a predicted model, not a curated record.